AUGACAACAGUAGGAGGCUGCCGGUAUAGGCAAGCAAUUCCACUAGAAGGUGGCGGACGGUUAGAUAAGGACACAAACUUUGGAAUCAGAAGGGGUUUCCUUCCACAGGGUUACAGAAGAUAUACACCACUUCAGCAACCUACAACACAACAAGUAAUGAUAGACACAAUAUCUGCUGGCCCUACAACUGUCAUCCUCAUAGGAUCACAUACAAACUUUGCCAUUUUUAUCAUGACUCAUCCACAACUGAAAAGAAACGUGGAGCACAUAUACAUUAUGGGUGGUGGGGUGAGAUCAAAGAACCCUACAGGUUGCUGUCCAAAAAAUGUUACCACCUCUUGGACACCACAACAAUGUGGUGACCAUGGUAACCUAUUCACAAAUUACUCUACCAACCCAAAUGCAGAAUUCAACAUAUUUGAAGAUCCUUUCUCUUCAUAUCAGGUGUUUCAUUCUGGGAUUCCAAUCACACUUGUUCCUCUUGAUGCAACUAAUACAAUUCCAAUCAACGAAGAAUUCUUCUAUGAAUUCCAACAACAUCAGAGUACUUACGAGGCACAGUACUGUUUCAAAGCUUUAAAGAUGGCUCGAGACACAUGGUUCAAUGAUCAAUUCUAUACAAGCUAUUUUAUGUGGGACUCCUUUACUUCUGGUGUUGCCAUCUCCAGCAUGCGCAAUGAGAAGAACGGUGAAUUUGGAAAUGAUUUUGCUGAGCUUGAAUAUAUGAACGUUACAGUUAUAACUUCGAACAAACCAUAUGGUGUGCAUGAUGGCUCAAACCCAUUAUUUGAUGGCCGCACCACUGCCAAGUUUGGUCUUCAAAAAGGCGGAGUUCAUAGCGGUCAUGUUCAAACUGGAAUUACGGAUAGCUUUUGUCACACCAAGGGAAGUAAUAAAGGAAGAUGUGAGGAUGGAUACACUAAGGCAGUCUCCAGUCCAGAAGCAGCCCACAUUCGUGUUGCUACGAAGGCUAAACACAACAUGGAUAAGUACAGCCCUCUGGACAGGGAGUUUUUCAAAAGCUUCCUAGAGGCAUUAAAUCGUCGUGAGAACUCUGGCCAUUUCAACCUUAAGGCACAAUUUCCAUUUAAUAGAGAGGUCCUUUACAAGCCAGACAUCAAAAACAAAAAAAUUGGACGACCUGUUAUUCUUGACAUGGACAUGAGUCCUGGAGAUAUUGUCUCCCUUAUAUACCUCUUGAAGGCACCUAUUGAAGUGAUAAAUUUGAAGGGGAUUUUGGUGAGCGGCAAUGGCUGGGCUCAUGUUGCAAGCAUUGAUAUCAUUUAUGACAUUUUACAUAUGAUGGGUCGCGCUGACAUUCCUGUUGGUCGUGGUAAUACCACUGCAUUAGGCACUCCAACUCUUGGUUGUACCUACGCCAGUAUUAUUCCCCAAGGCAGUGGUGGAUUUAUUGACUCGGACACUCUUUAUGGACUAGCUCGAUCGUUGCCAAGAAGCCCUAGAAGGUAUACUGCUGAAAAUUCAGUAGAACAUGGUGCUCCUAGAAACUCUGACCAUCCAGAACUUCGUCAGCCAUUAGCUUUUGAAGUUUGGCAGUCUAUUAAAAAGCAGCUUGAUCCAAAUGAGAAGAUCACUAUUCUUACCAAUGGACCUCUUACAAAUUUGGCCAAUAUCGUGCUCUCUGAUAGGAAUGCAAGUUCUGUAAUAGAGGAGGUUUAUUUGGUUGGUGGUCAUAUCAGAGAUGAAAAUGAUUCGAAGGGAAAUGUGUUUACUAUUCCAUCAAACAGAUAUGCAGAGUUUAAUAUGUUACUUGAUCCCCUAGCUGCAAAAACAGUCCUGGAAUCAUCUCUGGAUAUCACACUGAUUCCUCUUGUCUCUCAAAGAAAAGCUGCUUCCUUUCAGUUUAUCCUUCAUGCCCUAAACCAUGUUGAUCACACUCCAGAAUCAGGUUUUGUGCGCCGCUUGAUGCUCUUGCUAUACGACCUUCAGCAGAAGCAUCGGCUUUACAACCAUGUGGAUAUGUUUCUGGGAGAAGUUCUUGGUGCUGUUUACCUCGUUGAAGGAUUGAAUAUAAAACCAUCAUUGCAACCGAAGUCACUAAGCAUUGUUGCCAACAGCACAAUAAGCACUGACGGGCAGAUUGUGAUCAACAAGGAGAGUACAAAUUCUGUAAAGGUACUGGGCGAUUUCAGUAGUGAAGAAUACUACAAACGAGUCGCCAAUUCUUUAGGCAACAUGAAGCAAAAACUACCGUCAUGACUAGUUUUGAAGAACAAGACCAUAAUCUGGAGCAGGCCACCUGUGAAAUUGGAGGCAUGAACAUAAACGAUGAAUUGUAUGUAGUAAUGCUGCUUAAGCAAAAGCACAACCGUCCUGUUUUCUUUCGGUAGCAGAUCUCUGGCCUAUCAAAAGAUAGCAUACUUUUCGUCCUUAGACUGGUAGGAAAAUCCACACUUCCUCAGAGUUUGAGCAUGUCUGUACAUACA
Molecule: messenger RNA, 2447 nt
Organism: Panicum virgatum (switchgrass)
Lineage: Eukaryota; Viridiplantae; Streptophyta; Magnoliopsida; Poales; Poaceae
Exons: 10
Coding region: 1-2220 (739 amino acids)
Molecular function (GO): hydrolase activity, hydrolyzing N-glycosyl compounds
Source: RefSeq, a predicted model, not a curated record